This is a messenger RNA of Cygnus atratus (black swan), 7425 nucleotides long. RefSeq names its product myotubularin related protein 8 (gene MTMR8). Gene Ontology annotation, biological process: negative regulation of autophagy; dephosphorylation. Bases 134 to 2023 code for a protein of 629 amino acids. NCBI's taxonomy places the organism in Eukaryota, Metazoa, Chordata, Aves, Anseriformes, Anatidae. Gene Ontology annotation, cellular component: nuclear envelope. Gene Ontology annotation, molecular function: phosphatidylinositol-3,5-bisphosphate phosphatase activity. The transcript has 14 exons. The record is from RefSeq and is a predicted model, not a curated record.
GCCCUCACUCAAAAUGGCGGCCGCGGCGCCGCCUGGCGAGAGGCUCGCGAGACGCGCGGCGGGGCCGGGAGCUGCCCGCUGCAAAUGGCGGGGUGGCGGCCGGCAGGGCUGAGGCGAGGCGGGCGGUGCCGCCAUGGAGCACAUCACUACGCCCAAGGUUGAAAAUGUGAAAUUACUAGAUCGAUAUACAAAUAGGAAGGCAGCAAAUGGGACAUUAUACCUGACAGCUACCCAUCUUAUCUACGUAGAUGCUUCUUCUGAAGUCAGAAAAGAAACAUGGAUUCUGCAUCACCAUAUUGCAAGUGUAGAAAAAUUGCCUCUGACCACAGCUGGAUGCCCCCUCCUUAUUCACUGCAAGAACUUCCAUGUGGCUCACUUUGUUAUUGGGCAAGAACGUGACUGUCAUGAAGUGUAUACCUCAUUGCUUAAACUUUCACAACCAGUGAAACCUGAAGAACUUUAUGCUUUCUCUUACAAUCCGAAAAUGUCAAAAGAUAACCGGGAGAUUGGAUGGAAACUGAUUGAUUUGAAAGUAGAUUACCAGCGUAUGGGAAUCCCAAAUGACUAUUGGGAAAUAACGGAUGUUAAUAAGGACUAUGAGGUUUGCAACACGUACCCUCCAGAAAUAGUGGUGCCUAGGGCAGCGAGUAAGGCAACGGUGAUUGGAAGCUCAAGGUUCAGAAGCAGAGGGCGGAUUCCGGUGCUUUCCUAUUUAUAUAAAGAAAACAAUGCUGCCAUAUGUCGCUGUAGCCAGCCGCUCUCUGGGUUCAGCGCUCGCUGUCUGGAGGAUGAACAAAUGUUGCAGGCGAUCAGAGAAGCCAACCCUGGGUGUGCCUUCAUGUAUGUUGUAGACACAAGGCCAAAGUUAAAUGCCAUGGCCAACCGAGCUGCUGGGAAGGGUUAUGAGAACGAAGAUAACUACGAUAACAUUCGCUUUAAGUUUAUUGGCAUAGAAAACAUCCAUGUGAUGCGGAACAGCUUGCAGAAACUCCUGGAGGUGUGUGAAACAAAGUCUCCUUCAAUGAGUGAUUUCCUCACUGGGCUGGAGAACUCAGGUUGGUUACGGCACAUCAAGGCUGUGAUGGAUGCAGGCGUCUUUCUUGCCAAGGCUGUGAAAGAUGAAAAUGCCAGUGUGUUGGUCCACUGCUCUGAUGGGUGGGAUCGCACGGCGCAGGUCUGCUCCCUGGCUAGCCUCCUCUUAGAUCCGUUUUACAGGACUUUUAAAGGAUUCAUGGUUCUGAUAGAAAAGGAGUGGAUUGCAAUGGGCCACAAGUUCUCUCACAGGUGUGGCCAUUUGGAUGGUGACCCAAAAGAAGUGUCCCCUGUCUUUACUCAGUUCAUUGAAUGUGUCUGGCAGCUGAUGCAGCAGUUCCCUUGCACGUUUGAGUUUAAUGAGCGCUUCCUUCUUGAAAUCCAUGAUCAUGUCUACUCCUGCCAGUUUGGAAACUUCCUUGGGACCUGUCAUAAGGAGCGUGAGGAUCUGAAAAUCUUUGAGAAGACCCAUUCUCUGUGGCCUUUCCUCUUACAGAAGAAGCAGGAAUUGAGAAAUCCAUUGUACAAAGGAUUUACAGCUUACAAAGAGCUUCAACCAAACACACUACCUUUUAGUUUCCAGUUUUGGUGUGGGAUGUACAAUCGCUUUGACAAAGGAAUGCAUCCAAAACAGUGUGUAUUGGAUCAUCUGCUAAGCUGCAUGAGCCAGAAGAUGAAACUAGAGGACAAUGCGUCUGAAUUGGAAAAUAAACUUCCCUUCCUUGAUGGUCCUUUGCCCAGUGAAGCUUGCUCCUUAUCUAAAGUAGGAAGUGCUGCUUCAAAAACACCAAUGCUGAACACUCCCCAGGAUUAUGAAGGGGAACCACCGCCUGUGUUGACCAAUGGUAUCUCAGUGGGGAAUAUGGAUGUUAUGUCAGAUGUGGACCAAAAGAACAAAGAGAACCUGUGUAAUCACCAAGACCUCCAUGAUCUUAACGACACCAAUGUUUUAGACUCUGAAGCUAAGGAAGGAGAACCUCAGUGCCAUUGAUCAGCUCUGAGAAUUGUGUUAAAUGAAGCAGGUGCUUGUGGUGGUGAGGCAUGAGGGAUCUGUGCCCCUGCGACCACCUUUUCCAGCCAAGUGUUUGUAUGUGUGUUGGCAGUGAGCUGUGCCCUCGCUGUAGCAAGCACAGUCUGUGUUUGGUUUGCAUCAUUUUGUGGCUAAAAUGAUGAAGAUGCGUACAGAGCUGCUGAGGCUAUCUUGAGUUAGCGUAAACCUUACUGUUCAGUGGAAAUGAAAAUGUUUAAGGUUAAUAACUGCCUGCCAGUACUUGUACUUGUAUUUCAAGCUGAAAGACAUCGUGGCCAAUUAACGUGGGGUUUAGAAAUUGCACGGUGUUCAUGACUGGAGUAGGAAAGAUGCAAUCCGUUUAUUUUCAGUGGUGGUGCGAGGUUGUAAAUGCCCUUUCAGUUCAUCUAAAAUUGAUUUAAAAAAAAAAAUUUUCUUAGCUUUGAAUGAAUCUCUGUAUGGACCCUCACCUUGUGGCAGAACUGAUUCAUUUUUUGUUUCCUAUGCAUAUUUGUUAAACAAAAACAACAAAAAAAACCUGUGCCUUUUUAUGGAGACCAUUUUAAUGUCUAGCAAUGCAAUGUAGUAUUUUUAUUAUUGUAGUGUAGAGUGUAGUAUUUGGUCGUCUUUGUAGUCAGUAUUUUUAAACACUGUUUUGUAUCUGCUGCCAGCUUCCCAAGGAUCUGUGCUGGUUUAGUAGCUUCAGAGACAAAAUGGUUAUUUCACAUCAUGUGUUGAGUGAUUACAGUGAAUGUCAUCUUGAAUGUUAAAAUCAUGUGAAACCUUAAAGCUGGGUGGUCUGUACUCUCAAGACCUGGGGAAAUGAACAAUUUCCCUCAUAGCGAUGAACUUUGUAACUUUGUGAAGGUGGUGACAAAACCUCGAUCAGGAUGUGACCCAUUAUUGGAUUGAGAAGUGGGCAUCUUGGCUCAUGGCUGUGGCUCCAUCUUGGACUCACUGCAGUGCUCAUUGUGCUGCUUGGUUCCUUUGAACUGCAGUAAGCUCAGCUCAAGAUACUGGUUAAAGUUGAAGGUUUAACACAAAUGUAUUCAUUUACUCCAUUCCAAAGGUUCAUCUCCCCAGGGAAAUGGAUGGCACAGAAAAGCUAUUCUGCAAUACUUGUUCUGGACAAAUUUAUCCUAUGGAUGUGUUUAAUCGCAUAAGAGUCCCUUUGUGCAGCUAAAUUCAGUAGUUUUUUUUGCUCUCUUUUGGAUUAUGUUUAAAUUAGAUGCUGCCAUCAGGUCUUAAAAUCAGGUUUUUACUCUUCUAUAAAAUUCUGAAACAAAAAAAUUUCUAAGUUAGCCCCUCCCAAUCUGCAAUAAAAAGUAAAAGUAGGAACAUUCCGUUAGUCUAUUACAGCACUGCAGUAUGCAAUAGCCAUUGUUUGUGUGCUUAUAAGCUGUCAUGAAAUGAUGAACACUUGAAAACACGUUUUCAAGAAGAGGGGGGAAAAAAAUGAAACAAAAAACCAUCCCAAGUGUCACUUUGGGUAAGAAAAUCUUUAUUUUAUAUCAAAAGACCCAAGUAAGAAGGGCAGUAUCUGAGAAGUUUCUUUGGUGCCUAGAAUGGCAAAGAGAAGCUUUUUCUAAUGUUGCAGGUUUUUAAAUCUUAAAGCAAGUAAUAUUUGUCUGCUUCACAAAAUAGCUGUUUUCCAGGUAUGAGUGAGAGAGCUAGCGUGUGUGCUUGAUUUUCAUAGCGAAGCGCAUAAAAUACUGAUCUAGAUACGCUUACGCUGAAGGUGCUCAACGUUUGUUGUGUGGGUAUGUUGCAACUGCAUGUUGCAUAAUGCAAACAGCUAUAUAUUUUAUUUUGAAGGAUGCACACUUCUGAAUGCAUCAUUUUUGAUCUCAAGAUUAUCUACUGUUGUGUCUCUAUUUAAAAAAAAAAUAUCUGAUUAACAUUAAUCAUGCUUAGCACUAAGCAAGAUAGCCUGCCAGCCCUUGUUUGCCAUACCCAUUUACUCCUCAAGCAGAGAGGUUACACCCAAAUCUUAGUCUUGCUGCUCUAGAUACGCAGGGUUUGAAAUUUUGCUGUAGAUUUCCACUGGAGAGUAGUGGGGUGAUUCUUUCUCUUUGCUUCUUCAUAGCCUAAAAGCUCAGUUUGGCAUAUGCACUUUGCAGUUUGGAGCUCCUUUUAAGCAAACUAGUAGACUAACCCUGUCUUCUCUUUCUAGGUAUAAAAGAGUAGUGGAUAGUAUGCACAAUGUCUUCAGUAGAGAACUCUUCAGUGGUAAAUUGAGACCAAGAUAGGCAUUUCUUAGGACCAGUUAUUCUACGUCAACAGUUUUUUAAUGUACUUUCUAGUGAAAGUUAGAGAUACAGAAUUAUAGACAAUUUUGACUGACUACUGAAGGAUUUAGAUAUACCACUGGUUAAUCUUUGUAUAAAAACAUUUUGCAGGAGGUUUCUAUAAAUGUUUACACACUGCCUUGUCUUUUAAAUUACCAUAGACUAUCUUAAAAAAUGUAUAAUGAACUUUGUUUAUCCCUAAAAUAGGAUGCUGACAUCUCCACAGAUCUUUGACUACAAUAUUACUUCAGGUGCAUAAAACCCUGAAAAGAUUACUUUAUACACUGAAAGUACUUAUAAGCUUUUAAUAAUCUUGAUGCUUUUGACUUAAGUAGCAAAACAAUGUAUGACUUUAUACUUUGAAAUGCAAAACCUAGCCAAAAAAAGGGUAACGAUCUGUCGUCUUAAACUGCUUGGAUUUAAUAUAUACAAGCUUGGCCAAAGCCUACAACAUACUCAAAGUCAUUCAUGCUGGUGCUGUAAAUUUAUGGAGCUGGAAAAGAUAUCAGGGUUUCCUGGAAUUCCAUGAGAUUAUUUGUUUGAAAACCAAUUAGCUAGAAGCAUUUUUUUGUUUUGAAGAUGAACUUUUUGUGUGUUUUUAAGACCAAAAAAUGAAAAGCUGUUCAAAGCACUGCAGCGUGUCCUCAGGUCUCUAAUCAACCAGGAUUGGCUUCCUAGAGUCUUGCAGAAAGCCCGUGUUCUGGUUCCUUAUGGAGUGCCCUGCUGGCAGUGGUGAGUGACUUCGUUAUAUGUUCCCUGAAAACAUUAAAGGGAAAAAUUAAAAACUGUUAGGUAGGAAUUUUCUAUGUGAGCACUGUAGAGGUGAAAAGUUACUCAACUUAUUUAUUCCUAGUGGAGCAUCUGCGUGUUGCGAAGUGAUGAGUACUUUUUUUUUAUUUGGAGCUGUUAACUGAACAAUGCAACUUGCUGCUUUCCAUUUGGAUUCCUCUGCCGGGGAGGAAGAAGGGAUCCUAUUUGCUGUGGGUGGGUUCUGUUCAUGUAAAACUCUUCCCUUUCUGGAGCACUUCCUGCUUUAUCAAGAUAGUCUGUUACGGUGUGCGUAAUGUCUCUUGCUACAAAUAGUUAUGAUAUUGCAAUGGGCAAGUGCCUAUAAUACUCUGCAUUAAAGCUACUCUUCUGAAGUAGAGGAAGGGAUUCGCCUAGCUUUAUUUCGAAGUGGAAUGUCUUAAUGUGAACCUCAUAAUGCUGGAUUCUUAAAUAGUUUUGUUUUGCAGUUGUUGUCUGUGGCAGGGAAAAUCAAACCAGUACUAUCUGACUGCUUUACAGGAAAAAGGGAAUGCUUAGUUUGGCCACAGGUGUCGUAGUUCCCAGUUGGCCCUCUUCCACAGCAGAGAUAAAGCUGUUUAGAAGAGCCUAUGAGCGUAAUAUCCUUUUAGCUGUGUUCUGUUCCUGCUCUGAGUGCAUGCCUGUCAUUUACAUGCUUAGAAAGAGGCCACCAUAUGGGUGUUGUUGAUACAUGAAACUACUUGGACUGGAAUAGAGAAGGAGAAUUGCUUCUAGGUCACUGGUAAACUACAGCGAGCUUCUCAGGUCCUGGUGAGAGACCUUUGCUGGGAGCUGAAGGUGUACAGAACUUCCCAGGAUCACAGCUGUUAGACCUUCAUGGGUUGCAGGUAGAAAUACCCACAUUGGUGAAGGGCCCUGUGCCUGCUGUUUCCAUUGGCUUUAGGGAUCAUGAGCCCUGGUAGGCACUCAGCAAGUACCCUUGCAUCUGAGAAGCCUGUAACGUGUGCAGGGAAAGCAUUUAAAAGAGCUCUUCUGCCAGGUGCUGCUUCAGUUCACUUUUAUGGCCAAGCUGGCCUUUGGGUCGCUCCAGUGCCUGGCAGUUGCUCCCCCAAAGGGAUAGCUUCUUGGCACUGCUUAGUAACGAAUAGUCAUGAGUGACCAAAAGAGAUGAAAAUGUUGUUUCUCUGUUCUCCCCUUCACCACCACUUUGAGUGCUGGGAUCAUUUUUUGAUAAACCCAAUGGUCGUUAGAAGCUGAGGCAGUUCCUUGUUUACAUACUGCCCCUCUUGCACACAGAAGCACUUCCCAUGCCUGAAAUCUGGGGUGGGAGGAAGUAAUCUGUUCUGAAUGCAGUAGUUUUGUUUUUAAUUAAUACACAGCACUUCAUUAAUUGGAUGAGGAAUGUCCCAAAACAGGUAAAGUCCAUGUUUUAGUAUCUUCAACACUAGUUGUAGCCAGGUCAGUGCCAACUGCAGUCAGUGUAAUUUGUUAGGGUGAGCAUUUAAACACGCAGUCCUGUCCUUUUGGUAUCCCUUGAACUACCAAGGCAAUGCAGAAGGAAGGUAGGCGAAAAUGGUUGACCUGAUAUCGUAACAGCGGCCUGUGUGUGUAUGCCUGUACUCAAUGUAGCAGCAUCCUACUGGAACAACUUGUAGCACUGGACCUAGUCACAUGCAUUGGAGCACAAUAUGGUACUUUUCUCAUCAUCACCAAGUGAUCUUUGUAGGAACUUACCUAAAUGUGUGUGUAGUAUGCAGCUGAAAGUUUUAAAUGUUUUUGCUGUUUCUAUAAGUCAGUUGCUGUUGUUGUCCUUAGUGUAAUUGAUGAGGGACAUCUGUAUAAAACUGUGUAUGAAUAAAUCCCAUGUUCUUGAAUGUGUUGCAAUGGCUGUACAUAUGUAAGUCAUUUUAGUUAAUGCACUGCUUAAAAACAUUGUACCGUGUUUAGAGGAGCACUGUGUCCUUUCUCUAAAUGUAUUUGUCUCAUGAAGUUGCAUUUGUACUACGGUUUAUUUUUAUUUCUUACAAAAAUAAAUACCUUGCCUUUUUAAAGGAAAUGAUUGAUCUGUUUGUUAAUUAAACUCAAAGCAGAACUUCAUGUUUUGAAGUAUAAAUGCAUUUAAAGACUCUUAAGUAGUAAUCUUACCUUAAUGUGAUUCCACUUCUUUUACAGAAUAAAAAGUAGGUGACCUCGCUGGAUUCAGAGAGACUGUUGGGUACACAGUGCUGCUUGGUGUCUUUACUCUUGUUUUAUGAUGAUGGUGAUUAAGGGGUGUUAAAGCUUAGUACCUUCUGUACAUGUUUUAGAUUGCUUUUCUUUUUAUAUAAAAACUAUAUAAAACUAUUAGUU